AUGGGCAAAUACCCUCAGAUGUUGGCCUCCGUCUCCCUAAACUUGAAGAAUUUUAUGGUGGUGGCGAUUGAUCUUUCUGAAAAUGGUUUCACUGGGAGCAUUCCUGAAAAUUUUGGCAGUUUGCAAGGUUUAAUUUAUCUUAAUUUUCAUGGAAAUAGACUUGGAAAUGGAGAUCUCGGUGAUCUGAGUUUUCUAUCUUCCUUGGCUAAUUGUUCAAAUCUUAAUAAAAUACUCCUAUUAGGAAAUCGCUUUGGAGGACAAUUGCCUAACUCAAUAGGCAACCUUUCAACUCAGUUGAAAUCACUUUCAUUGUCAUUCAAUCUGAUUCAUGGAAAUAUCCCUGUUGAAAUUGGAAACCUUGUUAACUUAAAGCUCCUAGAAUUCGCAGAAAACUAUUUGAGUGGUUUUGUUCCUGAUGUUAUCGGCAGGCUCAAUAAUCUAGAAGCGUUGUUUAUGAGUGCAAACAAUUUUUCUGGUUCUAUCUCACUAUCCCUGGGUAAUUUGACUAAAUUAUUUGCCCUGAAUAUGGGAAAAAAUAAUUUUCAAGGAAGCAUACCACCGAGUCUUGGAAAUUGCCAAAAGUUGCAAAUACUGGAUUUAUCUAGUAACAGGCUAAGUGGCUUCAUACCCGAACAAGUUAUCAGUCUUUCUUCCCUUUCAAUUUAUUUUAGAAUGUCUGAUAAUUUUUUGACUGGUUCACUGCCACUUCAAGUGAGUAAUUUGAAAAAUCUUGCAGAGUUGGAUAUAUCCAAUAACAGAUUAUCUGGUGAAAUUCCUACAAGUCUUGAUAGUUGUACUAGUUUAGUGGUUCUGUAUUUGGCAAAUAAUAUGUUUGAAGGGGCUAUUCCUCGAUCUUUCAAAAGUUUAAGAGGUUUAGAGAAAUUAGAUCUUUCAUCCAAUAACUUAUCUGGCCAAAUUCCUGAAUUUUUUAGUCAACUUUCAUCUCUCAAGUAUCUCAAUCUUUCAUAUAAUAAACUUGAAGGUGAAGUACCCAAGAAAGGGAUAUUUGCAAAUGCAAGUGUCAAUAUUUCAGUUAUUGGAAAUGGCAAGCUUUGUGGUGGUGUUCCAAAAUUGCUCCUACCUUCAUGCUCGACGAAAGUUUCUAGAAGGCAUAUUAACAAAAAGGUAGUAAUCUCAACAACAAUAGGUGUCACAGGUGCAAUUCUGUUGUUGAUUUCUUUUGUUACAUAUUACAAAAUGAAAUCUUCACAGCCAACUUCCACCACAUCUUCAAUUGACAGUCAAUUACGUUUAUCCUACUUUGACAUUUUAAGAUCAACUGACAACUUUUCUAAUGAAAAUUUGCUUGGUGUGGGUAGUUUUGGUUCUGUCUACAAAGGUACUCUUUCUGGUGAUGGAAAAAUUGUUGCAAUUAAAGUAUUAAAACUUGAACAUCAAAGAGCCUUGAAGAGUUUCAUUGAUGAAUGUAAUGCUUUGAAAACCAUUCGACAUCGGAAUAUCCUUAAGAUCAUUACUGUUUGCUCAAGUGUUGAUCAUGAAGGCAAUGACUUUAAAUGUUUUAUCUUUGAGUUCAUGCCUAAUGGAAGUUUGGAUAAGUGGCUACAUUCCGUUCCCAAUGAGCAACUUGGUAGAAUCAAGAAGUUAAGUUUUAUGCGGAGAUUAAAUGUAGCAAUUGAUGUUGCUUCUGCUUUUGAUUAUCUCCAUAACCAUUGUGAGAUACCAAUUGUUCAUUGUGAUCUUAAGCCGAGCAAUGUGCUACUUGAUGAAGAUAUGACAGCCCAUGUUGGUGACUUUGGAUUGUCCAAGUUCCUUUUUGAAUCUUCAAAUAAUGUGUUAACAUCAGCUAGUCUAAGAGGUUCUUUUGGUUACAUUCCUCCAGAGUAUGUGGAUGGUCAUGUCUCUAGACUUGGAGACAUAUACAGCUACGGAAUAUUGUUGUUAGAGAUGUUUACAGGUAAAAGACCUACAGAUGAACUGUUUAAAGAUGACUUAAACAUUCAUAAGUUCGUUUCAAUGGCUUUUCCAAACCAUGUUAUGGAUAUUGUUGACCCAUCACUGCUCUUUGAAGAAGAAAAUGAAGAUGAUAGAAUGGAAGAAGCGAUAGUGCGAAACUUUGAAUCUCAAAGGAAUAAUAAAAAGAAAAUGGAAGAAUUCUUGCUUCCAGUGCUGAGGAUCGGACUCACAUGUGCCGCAACAUCGCCAGGAGAGCGAAUGAAGAUGAAUGAUGUGGUCAACAAUCUAAAAACCAUACGAGACUCAUUUCUCAAGUCUAAGGAUAGAAACAGGGGAAGGAGGUAAAUUCAUUACAUAUCUCUCCUAUUCCAAACAUUGGUGCACUUUUUAUAUAUUCCAGUGGCCUUCAAUGGUUGUUUUGAAGCUAGUGUGGUUUAAUUUCUU
Mangifera indica (mango) is the source of this 2358-nucleotide messenger RNA. Its product is annotated as probable LRR receptor-like serine/threonine-protein kinase At3g47570. Bases 1 to 2259 code for a protein of 752 amino acids. Gene Ontology annotation, biological process: protein phosphorylation. Gene Ontology annotation, molecular function: protein binding; ATP binding; protein kinase activity. NCBI's taxonomy places the organism in Eukaryota, Viridiplantae, Streptophyta, Magnoliopsida, Sapindales, Anacardiaceae. The record is from RefSeq and is a predicted model, not a curated record. The transcript is spliced from 3 exons.